CCAGAGCUCCGGGCGGUCGCAUUGUUUUCCUCCGCGGAUCUGCAGCGGGAGUAGGGGCUCCCACUCGGACCCAGGACUCUCGUAACCCGACAGCGCCCUGGAGCCUAAACCCAAGCACCGUCCAGACGGGACGCUCGUCGCAUCUCGCCCGAACCCCAAACACGGAUUGCGAACUCUGUGCGGCGCGGAGCUGGGGGCUGCCUGCUGCUCCCUGGAUCUCGCUGACCCGGAUCUCGGAGCAAGUACCCUGGGAUCAAAGGGCUCCUAUUCCCUUUCAUCCCCCACAGGACCCACCACCCCAGGUAAGAGAAAAGAGAGCAGGGGAUAGAAGCAAACUCCGCCGUGGGCCAGGACGAGGGUCUGGAUGUUCUCCCCACUUGCCAGAGACCAAAGUUGUUUCCAGGGUGAAGAUAGCAGUUGCCCAGGGCAACUUGAGGGGGGGCAGGUAGGAGAGCAUAGAAGACAGGCUGUGUCCCUUUCUUUUCUCUAGGGAGUACCAGCAACCGGAAACAUGGGUUGGGGGAGGGAGGAGGACCUGGUCUUUCAGUGGAGGGGUCCUUAGCUAGCUAACUGCUCUGCCUCUGGGGAAAGAGGGGGGGAUCAUACCUUGUCCCUUCCUCCAGCUCUCUUGGGGCCCCACCUGACGUCAGCCUCCCCACCAGUGACGCUUGAUUGGGCUUGGGUGGACACUUGGGUCCUGGCUUUGAGUGGCAUUGUUGGGGAGAUGGAAGAAGGCUUGCCCUGUGAGCGCAGAGUUUCUCCUUUAGAAGACUUGGAAUGGACUACUAAGGCUUGUUGUGAUUGGUCCCAAAAGAAAGGACUCCUAGCUCCCUGACCUGACUACUGGAGCCUCUUCAGCCCCACACUUCAGUGUCAUGGGAAGGCAGGAGGUUUGUUGUGCACCACCUCCAGUGCGCCCAGGCAGGGUCAUGGCUGGGGUGGGCUGGUGGUGGGAAGGAGACCCGUCUCACCGCUCCUUUCGCCAUAGCCAUCUUUUCUUGGACUUUGGGCUACAAUUGCCUGUCAUUGAAUUAUUUAUAUUUCAAUUUCAGAGGCAGCCUGAUGAGGGAAGAAGGGGAAAGCGGGGCACGUUCAGCCAUUUCUCCUCACCCGUCCUUUCUAUCCUUCGCUCUGCAGAGGGGAGCCAGCGUAUGGGUGAGGGGGUACCCCCUGGGGCUUGAGCUGCCCCACACAGGAUGCCCCGUGCCCCCCACCCCAUGCCCUUGCUGCUGCUGUUGUGGCUGUCACUCCCAGAUGCCCAGGCUGCCUUUCCCCAGGACCCCAUCCCUCUGGUGACCUCUGACCUGCUAGGUUCUUCUCCAUUAUCCUGGUUCCGGGGCCUGGAGGAGGAUGCUGUGGCUGCAGAACUCGGGCUGGACUUUCAGCGAUUCCUGACCUUGAACCGGACCUUGCUUGUGGCUGCCCGGGAUCACGUUUUCUCCUUCGAUCUUCAAGCCCAAGAAGAAGGGGAGGGGCUGGUGCCCAACAAGUUUCUGACAUGGAGGAGCCAGGAUGUGGAGAACUGUGCUGUUCGGGGAAAGCUCACGGACGAAUGCUACAACUACAUCCGUGUUCUUGUUCCCUGGGACUCGCAGAGGCUCCUUGCCUGUGGAACAAACUCAUUCAGCCCCAUGUGCCGCAGCUAUGGGAUAACUUCGCUGCAACAGGAAGGUGAGGAACUGAGUGGACAAGCUCGAUGCCCCUUUGAUGCCACCCAGUCAAAUGUGGCCAUCUUUGCAGAGGGCAGUUUGUACUCAGCCACAGCAGCGGAUUUCCAGGCCAGUGAUGCUGUAGUUUACAGAAGCCUUGGGUCGCAGCCCCCACUCCGUUCUGCCAAGUAUGACUCCAAGUGGUUGCGAGAGCCACACUUUGUCUAUGCUUUGGAGCACAGAGACCACGUCUACUUCUUCUUCAGAGAGGUCGCUGUAGAGGAUUCCCGACUGGGGAGGGUGCAGUUUUCUCGGGUAGCCAGGGUGUGUAAACGCGACAUGGGCGGCUCACCUAGGGCCUUGGACCGCCACUGGACUUCCUUCCUUAAGCUGAGGCUCAACUGCUCUGUCCCUGGGGACUCUACUUUCUACUUUGACGUCUUACAGGCCUUAACGGGGCCUGUGAGCCUGCAUGGCCGCUCUGCUCUCUUUGGGGUCUUCACUACUCAGACUAACAGCAUUCCUGGGUCUGCAGUCUGCGCCUUUUACCUGGACGACAUUGAGCGUGGGUUUGAGGGCAAGUUCAAGGAGCAGAGGAGUCUGGAUGGGGCCUGGACUCCUGUUUCUGAGGACAGAGUCCCCUCACCCAGGCCAGGGUCCUGUGCAGGUGUGGGUGGAGCUGCCUCGUUCUCCUCCUCUCAAGACCUACCUGAUGCUGUCCUGCUCUUCAUCAAGGCGCACCCACUUCUGGAUCCCGCGGUGCCACCUGCCACCCACCAGCCUCUCCUCACUCUCACCAGCAGGGCUCUGCUGACCCAGGUAGCUGUGGAUGGCAUGGCUGGGCCACAUAGAAACACCACAGUCUUGUUUCUUGGCUCCAAUGACGGGACAGUGCUGAAGGUGCUACCUCCAGGGGGACAGUCUCUGCGACCUGAGCCUAUCAUACUGGAAGAGAUUGAUGCCUACAGUCCUGCCCGGUGCAGUGGGAAGCGCACAGCCCAAGCUUCACGACGGAUCAUAGGGCUGGAGCUGGACACCGAGGGUCAUAGGCUCUUUGUGGCCUUCCCUGGAUGCAUCGUCUACCUCCCUCUCAGCCGCUGUGCCCGGCAUGGGGCAUGUCAGAGGAGCUGUCUGGCUUCUCAGGACCCAUACUGUGGGUGGCAUCGACUGAGAGGCUGUGUGAGCAUCAGAGGACCUGGUGGAACUGAUGUGGAUGUGAGCCAGGAAUCCAUGGAGCACGGUGACUGCCAAGAUGGAGCUACUGGGAGUCAGUCUGGCCCUGGGGAUUCUGCUUAUGUGCAUCUGGGUCCUGGCCCUUCCCUUGAGACCCCCAGUUCCCCCAGUGAUGCCCACCCAGGGCCCCAGUCUUCCACUCUUGGAGCUCACACGCAGGGCGUGCGCAGGGACCUUCCCCCAGCUUCAGCCUCCCGCUCCAUCCCCAUCCCACUCCUUCUGGCCUGCGUGGCGGCGGCCUUCGCCCUGGGCGCCUCAGUCUCCGGCUUCUUGGUGUCCUGUGCUUGUCGUCGAGCGCGUCACCGUCGGAGCAAGGACAUCGAGAGCCCGGGGCUGCCGCGCCCUCUCUCCCUCCGCAGUCUGGCCCGGCUGCACGGAGGCGGUCCUGAGCCCCCGCCUCCGCCCAAGGAUGGAGAAGCUGCGCAAACCCCUCAGCUCUACACCACCUUCCUGCCUCCGCCCGAUGGCGGAACCCCACCCGACCUCGCCUGCCUGCCCACCCCCGAGUCCACGCCCGAGCUGCCGGUGAAGCACCUCCGCGCCUCCGGGGGGCCCUGGGAGUGGAACCAGAAUCCAUGCUGCCUUAACUCGCCGCUCCGGGCUCCCGCGGACGGGGCCCCGGGCGGGCCGGCGGGGCUGGAGCCGCGCCUGUGUACAGGGUCCUCGGGCCUCCUGGGGCCGGGACGUGCCGCCUCCUACUGUGUAGGAGCCCCCGCUUCCCAAUACAGCCAUGUCCGCCCCCCAGCCGCUGCCUGA
Messenger RNA from Myodes glareolus (Bank vole), 3638 nucleotides. Lineage: Eukaryota; Metazoa; Chordata; Mammalia; Rodentia; Cricetidae. The record is from RefSeq and is a predicted model, not a curated record.